Molecule: messenger RNA, 2304 nt
Organism: Nymphalis io (European peacock)
Lineage: Eukaryota; Metazoa; Arthropoda; Insecta; Lepidoptera; Nymphalidae
Exons: 4
Coding region: 1-2304 (767 amino acids)
Cellular component (GO): extracellular region
Molecular function (GO): chitin binding
Source: RefSeq, a predicted model, not a curated record
AUGCUUGAAAAAAUUGCAUUUAAGAAAAUUAAUACACAGACUUUUUUCACAAUACCCUGGACUAAUGCUCAAGGUGAAAGGAGUAAGCGGCCAUUCGAUAACGGACAUGGCUGGGACAUAAGAUUAGCGGUUCCAGGAGAACCGGGAAAUGACUACCCAACAUUGAAUUCCAUACCACGAACAACUUUCACAUGCUCUGGAAAGGAUCCAGGAUAUUACGCAGAUAUUGAAACAAAUUGCCAAGUUUUCAGAGUGUGUACUUUAGGUUCUACAUAUGGAUUUCAGUCAUUCUUAUGUCCAAAUGGAACAUUGUUUAACCAAGAAGUCUUCGUGUGUGAUUGGUGGAUGAAUGUCAACUGUCAAAAAACAAGAGAAAUCAUCAAUAACAACAAUGAAAAGUUUAGAAAUCUAAAACUAGGUCCACAGUUUAUGACUGAUAUUAAAAAAAUGAUAACACAUCCCAUCAGAAAUCCGUAUGAUAGAUCAAAUGUUAAAAAUAAUCUUAUUUUUAUGCAAGUAUAUAAGCCACCGCUUGGUCAGUUAUAUAACGAAGCACUACUUAGAAAUUUAGAGAGAAAUACAAAUGACAUUUUUUCAAAAAAUAAACAAGAGCAAAAGUCAUACCAAGAUCCCUUCACAAAUGAUAUUACUUCUUCAGCUUCAACUCCUACAACACAAUACAUCCCAAACUAUAUAUUCCAAAAUCAGUUACAAAAUAGUCCAUAUUCACAGCUACAAAGCUUAACAUCUAACGCUCACAGUGGACAAACUUCACAAACAAGAGGUCAAGAUAUGGUGUAUUAUAAUAAUAACAUACAGCCAAUUCGCUCACCAAUUUCCAGUCAUACUAAGGCACAAAUACAAUCAUAUAAUAACAGUAAUAUUAACAAAAAUAAACAAGCUCAAUUUGGUCUAGAAUUUUCAAAACAACGCUUAAAUAAAAACAUCAAUAAUGAAAAGAAAUUGUAUACACACGAGUCUACACAAGCUAGAUUUUUAAAAGAUACUGUUGGUCAAAAAGAAACAGAAACAAAGCAAAACUUGGAUUUGGUCUUUUCAUUUUUGGCAGACUCAAUUAAUGCGGCUAAAGAAAACAGCAAUAUAGCACAGCAAAACAUAUUGUAUCAAGCACCGACACAGCAGUUCCAAAAUAUACAAAAUGAUCAAUUACAGCAAAUAUCACAAGACAUCUCUCGAUUAACAUCUUCACAAUUUACUGGAGCAAAUCCGUCUGGUUACUACAGAUCUUCAAAUGCUAUAAAAACAUCUAAUACAAAUUUACCAAGCAGAAAUAGAGAAAACAUUUUAAGCAAUUUCACUAAUUCACAAAAACAACAAGAAACUCAAGAAAAUAUCUUACCAUCACAAAAUCUGAUUUAUUCAGCUAAUACUGACAAAAUAUACAGUGGACAAUUAUACCAACUUCCAGUACCGGUUGUAACUAAGCAAAUAUAUAAUUCACCCAUCCCUUCAAUUUCUAACUAUAUAUUAUCUACAAACUUAGUUCCAACCAAUUCUCCGGUUGAUACAAAACAAAGACAGGAUCAAGGAAAUUUGAACGAAGUUGAAAUUAUUCCAUCGCAAAUCAUCCCAACAAGUGCUUAUGAGUCUAAAACUCACCAAAACGAACAAGAAUCCGACCAAGGCAGUGCUGCUAAUGUCUUUAUAGAUAAUUUUAGAGUUCCUUCAAAUGCUAUACGAACACAUGUACAUGAUAAUAUCAUUGGUACCAUACCUCAUCCCUUGGAAGAAGACAAAUUGAUAACGUAUAAAAAAGAUCAAUCUUACUACAUUUAUACACAUUUGAAUAAUAACUAUGAUAACAUUAUUGGUAAUAAUCGUAACACAAUUGACGUAAAUCAAGAAUUUGCUGGAAAUAGCAGAUUAGUUAAUCCGUCCUUCCAACUUCUUCCGUCCCUGAGCUAUAAAUUAGAAGAUGAAAAAGAAAAACAGAAAUUUCUAAACGUUUUUCAGAUAGAUAAUUUUGGAAAUCCUAAACAAAAUACAUUCCCUAAUUUAGAAAAAAAUACAAAUAUCGAACGACGCCAAGAUAUUAGUACUGAUGUAGAUUUCACUAUUAGUCACCCUACAUCAUCGAGUAAUGUUGAAAAUUCAAGCUACUUGUCUGCUUUAUACGAUGGACCAUCAUCAUAUUCAGCUCCCCAAGCAUCAGUGGGCAGCUUGGCAGGUAAACAAAAUUACCAGAGUGAUUCAACAUUUCAUGGCAAUUUAGAAAAAUUCGAUACCACUGAUAACAAUGCUGGUUAUCCGAAAAUUAAUCCUCUGAAGAAAUUUAUAUUCUAA